Molecule: messenger RNA, 921 nt
Organism: Batrachochytrium dendrobatidis JAM81
Lineage: Eukaryota; Fungi; Chytridiomycota; Chytridiomycetes; Rhizophydiales
Product: 8-oxoguanine glycosylase OGG1
Exons: 3
Coding region: 1-921 (306 amino acids)
Biological process (GO): base-excision repair, AP site formation; nucleotide-excision repair; base-excision repair
Cellular component (GO): nucleus
Molecular function (GO): 8-oxo-7,8-dihydroguanine DNA N-glycosylase activity; damaged DNA binding
Source: RefSeq, a predicted model, not a curated record
AUGUGGCAUUCGUUGGGUGUUCCACCUUCUGAGCUCCGUAUCACCCGAUCGCUUCUUUGUGGACAAGCGUUUCGAUGGGUGAAACUGAGCGACAAUAUCUGGGCAGGUGUCAUUCUUCAGAAUCUAGUUUCACUUCUUCAAACAGAUACCGAUGUGCUGUUUCAUUUUUACUCGGAUACCAUUUCACUCACUGAAGCCAGACUUAUCCUAUAUGACUAUUUUCAAUUGGGUUCAAGUCUUGAAUUGCUUUACAAGACCUGGCUUCUUGAUUCAAACUUUGCCAAAAAAGUAACGGCUCAAAAUCUAAUUGGGUUGCGAGUUCUUCGUCAAGACCCAAGCGAGAAUGUGUUUUCAUUCAUCUGCUCUUCGAAUAACAAUAUUCCUCGUAUUUCAUCCAUGAUCAGAUCGUUGUGUGCAGAGUAUGGCACACGCAUCGAUUCCCUUCGAAAUGACAAAGGAGAGCAUAUUGUGUUUUAUACAUUUCCAGAGAUCAAGGCAUUGGCCGGCGAUGAUGUUGAACAACGAUUGAGACAACUUGGAUUUGGGUAUCGUGCCAAAUUCAUUGUUGGCAGCGCAAAGCUGAUUCUUGAAAGAGGUGGAUCAAAAUGGUUGCACUCUCUUCGAGAUAUAUCCUAUCAAGCCGCGCAUACUGAGUUGCUGAGCUUGCCUGGGGUUGGACCUAAAGUUUCAGAUUGUAUCUGUUUAAUGAGCUUGGAUAAAAUUGGAGCAAUUCCUGUAGACACACAUGUAUGGCAGAUUGCCCAACGAGAUUACGGCAUGGUUGGAUCAUCAGCAAAAACUAUCACAAAGUCGCUGUAUCUGCAUAUUGGCGAAGCAUUUAGGGAAGUAUUUGGAGAGUAUGCUGGAUGGGCACACACCGUUCUUUUUUGUGCAGAUCUACGCAAUUCUCUGCAUUCAUAA